AUGUGUCGCAUCAGAGCACGUGACGCCCACUGGGACCGCGCCGCCCGCGCGGAGGCCGCGACAUUUCUCUCUUCUCCCAUAUCCACCACCUUCCCUCUGCCGGCCCCCUAUGCAACCAGAGACAUCCCCUUCAUACCGUUGCCUCUCAUAACCCAUGGUAUCUUCUUCCCUUUCUUCUUCCUCUACCUACCAAGCGUCAACAAGAUUCCUUCGGUCAAGCCGGUCCCUGAGGACUGGGUGCACGACAACCUCAGAACAUCAGACCUUGUAGGCCCUCAAUCUGUCCACGCGGAGAGCAAGGGCGCUCUCCUCCACAUGGUCUUCGCAGACGCAGGCGACAAGCUCGAGCUCGUCGUCGUCGAGGACAUCACCGUCCCGGGCGCGUUCGACGACGCCGUCCUCCACACCGCCUCCCCCUUCCACUUCCACGCCGACGACCUCGCGAAGCUUAUCACACCCGCCGUUGCCGGCAUGACCGGCAUCCUAGCCUCCGCUGCUGCGCACGCCGGCCUGCACCUCCAGCGCGUCGUCGUCAUGAGGCCGUGCGCCGCCAGUGCUCACCCCGGGCGAUGCCUCAGGACGCGUGUUCGCCGAGACGGACUGGAACGAGGCGAGGUCGAGGCCGUCGGGUGCGCCGUAGAGAAGUACAUCUUGGUUGGGAGCACGGCAUCGCCCAUCAAAUCAUGA
This is a messenger RNA of Epithele typhae, 687 nucleotides long. RefSeq lists its product as uncharacterized. Lineage: Eukaryota; Fungi; Basidiomycota; Agaricomycetes; Polyporales; Epitheliaceae. The transcript is spliced from 5 exons. The record is from RefSeq and is a predicted model, not a curated record. Bases 1 to 687 code for a protein of 228 amino acids.